Molecule: messenger RNA, 405 nt
Organism: Dracunculus medinensis (Guinea worm)
Lineage: Eukaryota; Metazoa; Nematoda; Chromadorea; Rhabditida; Dracunculidae
Source: the annotation of a GenBank genome assembly
AUGUUUGCAGAAAUUGGAAUCGGUCUAACUUUAUUUGGCAUUACUUUUUUUUCACUUGGUAUAAUUCUUUUUUUGGAUGGAGCUCUUCUUGCUAUUGGAAACCUCUUAUUUAUUUGUGGAUUGGUUCUUGUCAUAGGAAUUCAGCGGACAAUUGCUUUCUUUUUGCAGUGGCAUAAAGCAAAAGCAUCUUCUUUAUUUUUUGGUGGUAUUUUUAUAGUUUUAAUUGGGUGGCCCCUUAUUGGAAUUAUCGCAGAAGUUUGGGGUUUUGUUCUCCUUUUCGGAGGAUUCUUACCUGUUGCGUUGAAUUUUUUGAGGCAAAUUCCAAUUAUUGGUUCUUUUUUGAAUAUGCCAGGUAUUCGGCAGAUUUUGGAUCGUUUCGCUCCAGAAAGUCGAUAUCCAGUGUGA